UUGCUCCAGCAAUCAGACACACGUAGACGCACGUACCACGACAGACCAACCCCCUUCUUCCUUUCCUUCUCCCGGCACUCUGACGGCCGGCGAGCGGUGGGACAGGCGACGAUCGCCGCUUCAGCAACAAAGGGACGGUUUUACUGUCCGGUUCGAGCGCGGAGGUUUGUGCUUGACUGCUGAGUCCCCACACUGCACAGCAGCAGCACCAUGGCAGCUAUGAGAUCCAAGGACAGAGCCCAAUCCGAGCCAGGCGGGUCACCAGCGGGACUGCGGGACUCGCAAGCCGCCGGUAGACCUGAAAUGCAGCACAGCACUGUGAUUUUUACACAGAACUGCAUCCAGGAUCCAUUUGUGGGCAGAAAUGAGAAUAAGACGGUUCAACUGCAGAAUGAGCUGGAGAGAGGCUGGAGCAUCGGGCCCGGUCCCCUGCAAACAAGGGCCCCUGCAAUGGACCCACUCGUGGUAUCAGCUAGAGAGCCUGCAUACAGUUUCCGUAGCCCAGAGUCAGUGGAGAUGGAUGAGAUCAUGGCGGCCAUGGUCCUGACCAGUCUGUCUUGCAACCCUGUGGUCCAGAGUCCUACACAGACAGAAACUGGAACAGUUGGCCCCUCAUCGUCAGUUGACAUGGAAUGCGGUGGCGGCGAGCUUUCAGACAGCGGCAGCAGCGGCUACUGGAGUUGGGAUCACGGCAAUGUGAGCCCGUCCCCUUCACCAUCCGUCCCGGAGAUGGAUAGCAGCCCAGAUGAGGGCUUGAACAUGGAGCUGGAUCAGGGGGAGGAGCUUAAUGCCAAAAAGCCAAAGAACUCUUUUAAAGGCUUCUACAAGUGUCUGUGGCCCAAUUGUGGCAAGGUGCUAACGUCUUCCGUCGGAAUAAAAAGACACAUCCGAGUGCUGCAUUUGGGUAGUGGGUCAGAUCAGUCGCAGAGAGAAGAGGAUUUCUACUACACUAAGAUAUCCUGUGAGCCGGCGGACACCAGCACUGCACUAGUUCCUGCCCAGCAGGCUCUGGGCCAAGCAUCGCCUCUCAGCUGGGUCUCAUGCAGCUCACCAACUGGUUUGGCAGUUCAGAUCCCUCCCGGACACAGGCCAAGGUCCAACUCCAGCUCUGGCUUGAGCACGAGCAGGCCCAGUCCGCUCAGUCAGUCAGCCCCCAGCAGUUUCUGGCAGAUCCACUCAGAGCAUCUUUAUCAGGCACCUGUGGCCCCAAGAAGUCCAGGAUGCCUCACUUUGACCACACCCACCGUUGCCGCGGGCAACCAUAACACUCAGAUGGCGAAACCUCGCUGUCGGUCUGUCAGCGUCGGGGAGCAAUGGCUGCAACAGAACAGGCUCCAGACAAUCAGCGCGUCGCCCUCGCGCACUCACUGCUCCUUCAGGAAAAGUCGCGGGGAGGCCAAGAAAUGUCGUAAGGUAUACGGAGUGGAGCGAAAGGACCAGUGGUGCACCGCCUGCCGCUGGAAAAAAGCCUGCCAGCGUUUCCCUGACUAAACAGCACAAUGAAUGAAUGACUGGGUGGAUGAAUGGAUGGAUGGAUGGGUGAUAAAAUACAAUUUUAUCAUAAAAGAGGAUAUAGUGUAUAUAACAGCCAUUGAGAAAAUGUUUGUUACUUUACUUUUAUAUCUUUUUGUUUUGUUGAUGUGGUUGUUUUUGUAAAUACAAUCUUUUUUCAGAAGAUCACACCAGACGGUUCAUUAUAAGUUGAAUUCCACAAAUAAAUUACAGAAGAGGAGCUUCUUGGGAAAUUAAUGACGACCGCAACAAUUCUGAUUUCAUCAGGGUCUCGAUUAAGGAUUGCGAUUUCUCCGGCCUUUUAUUAUUUGUCUGUUUAUUGUUCCCCUUGGGUAAUGAAGUAUGUUUUUACCUGUCGGUCUGCUAAGGUGCUAACUGUUGACUGGUGUGGUUCAUGUGACGUACUCGCCCUGCACUACUCUCCUAUUUUAUCCAAAGGUCAUAUAAUUACAACCCUUGUGACCCUACUGUACAGUAUUAGACUGCUUAGAUUGCUUGUUUGUUUAAUCCAAUUCUCUUCCAGUGGUUUAUGAUGUAUAUUACAGUAUAAUGUGUGCUUUGAGCUACGUACGAGUAUUUUGUACCUUUUUUAAUGUUAGGCUAAAAUGCGUUCAAGACCGCCCCCCUCUCCAUGUUUAUAGCACUUUGGUGGAUUCUAAGAUCACAGGAAUAAGCUACAAAAUAUUUGGUUUCACUUAAGCAGAUUGAGUCCAUGAAAAUUUGGAUUCUCUUCCUGCCCAUAUGUGGGGAAAUAACCAUUGUUGAUGGUUGUUUGGAGUGAUCAUGAGAGUUUGUAAAAGCAAUAACAGGGAAAUAAGGAAAGAAAAAAGGAAAUGCAGUAUGUUGUCACACAAAUAAAUAAAUAAAAACACUGAGAAUUUGA
Messenger RNA from Syngnathus typhle (broad-nosed pipefish), 2395 nucleotides. It is a transcript of the gene znf395b, whose product is annotated as zinc finger protein 395b. The transcript is spliced from 10 exons. Gene Ontology annotation, biological process: regulation of transcription by RNA polymerase II. Gene Ontology annotation, cellular component: nucleus. Lineage: Eukaryota; Metazoa; Chordata; Actinopteri; Syngnathiformes; Syngnathidae. Gene Ontology annotation, molecular function: RNA polymerase II cis-regulatory region sequence-specific DNA binding; DNA-binding transcription factor activity. The record is from RefSeq and is a predicted model, not a curated record. The coding region runs from base 211 to 1491 and encodes 426 amino acids.